AUGAACAUUGCCGACCUUCUCAUACAAUCGCCCUCAAAUACUUCACCUAUUCGCGACGAAGAUUUCAUGAAGAUCUGGGAAGAUGUGUUGGAAAAGAACGGAUUUUGCAUGCGCCACAAGCUGGAGCGCAACAGUCUGACGGAUGCGACCAUCGCGCCCUUGAGUCCGUCUUCAUUUGUUGGUGAAACACCUGUGCACAUCAAAGUUAUCGGAAGACACAUGAACGGCUCCUUCCGAUGCCACAUCGGGACCGGCAAGGCAUCCCGCCCCAUUCGGUCCACCGAACUGUGUCAGCAGAUGCGACUCCUUGCAGUGUUCUUCAAAGCCGAGGGCAGCCGAAGCCAACUGAUCUUGCCAGAUUUCAUUCUCUUCCCAACCUGGCUGCUCCAUCUCUUCCGCUACACCCAGCAUGGCACAUCGCCCGGCCGCACCGACGUCCGGUUCUUGGAGAACGCAGCCCUGGCCAAAGAAGACCACAUCUAUCGUCUCAACCACGUCCUCAACUCCUUGUUUCGUUUUAAUUUGCGUAGCUUUGAUCAGGACAAGCUACGGUCCGCACUGGAGCUGGCCAAUUACCUCUUUGACACCGCAGGUUUGGAACACGAGAAUCUUCCCAGACCAGUGUUUUCUCCAUCGUCGUCGCAGCCAGCCCUCUACACAACCCUCAUCUCGCUCCUGCACGCCCCAAGACCCUCCAAGAUCAAACCAAUGUGCCACAACUGCAGUACCAAACCAGCGUCACGACGUCACCUUUGCGUGGCUUGCUAUCGUUACCAGCUCAAACACGCUGCGCCGAGGCCGCUGAGACUGAUCGUAGCCAACCGUCCAGGUCCGCGCGUGUCCAAGACGCAGUCUGAUUUGGCUUUUCCAACCGGAGACUCUCACUCACUCCCGAUGGUCUUCUAUUCUCCCAAAAGUGCCUCGUCCCUAUCCCGGAAACACUGUGCCAAUUGCGGGGUUCAGGAAACACAUCAGUGGUACAGGAAUCUGUGUGGUACAGGACACUGGUGCGAGACCUGUAAGAGCUACUACCUCAGACACACCAAAGUCAGGCCGGCCGAGCUGUUUGUCAAGGCUGCAAAGCGCAAAGUUGAUGUGCGCACACUAGUAAACUGGACUGCCUCGGAAGACACAAUCGGCGGUUGUAUCAAUAGCAAUAAUUCUAUUCAUGACAAUCAUAAUAUUCAUGAUAAUACUAGUUAUAUAUAUAGUCAUAGUCAUAGCCAUAGUAAUAGUAAUAUCAGCAAUAAUAGCGGUCUUGAUUCCCGUCGGUCCUCUUCCUCUAUUGAAUCAAAUAUGCCGCCCUCACCAGUCCACGCGCGCAGUCGGUCUGGGAGUGCUGUCAGCAGCGGCUGCAGUAGUCCGACUGCCUCCCUCUUUGUUUCUAUGCCCCUCACACCACCUGAUUCUGCCCGCGUCUUCUCCAGUCCAUGUCGUUUACCACCACCUCACCUUACACAAACUCAUCAUUCUCUUGUGCCUCCCUUCUCGGCAUGGUCUUCAGAGUAAUUCAUUCUUUUCUUUAAUAUCCAUUUAAUAUCUAUCUAUCAAUAUCUAUCCCUCCAUCCAUUCAUCAAACGCAUCAAACCCAUCCAUCAUUUAUCUGUUCUAUUCUAUUCUAUCCAUCCAUCCAUCCAUACAUCCAUCCAUUCAAUUAUCUAUCUAUCUAUCUAUCUAUCUAUCUAUAUCUUUAUACUUCUUUUUUUUCUUUAUUCAUUUUAUGCCAGUCUUUUUAAGCCUUGUCAACUAUCACCCCUUUUUUUUUCUUUAUUUUAUAUAUGUACAUCUCUCAUUCUUUCUUUUCUUCUUUUUCUUCUAAAAGAAGGAAAGAACAAAAUUCACUUCACUCACUUUCAAUCAUUCAUUCAAUUCAAUUCAAUUCAAUUCAAUUCACUGCACUUUAUAUUAUAU
Molecule: messenger RNA, 1911 nt
Organism: Phycomyces blakesleeanus NRRL 1555(-)
Lineage: Eukaryota; Fungi; Mucoromycota; Mucoromycetes; Mucorales; Phycomycetaceae
Product: GATA-type zinc finger transcription factor
Exons: 1
Coding region: 1-1509 (502 amino acids)
Biological process (GO): regulation of DNA-templated transcription
Molecular function (GO): sequence-specific DNA binding; zinc ion binding
Source: RefSeq, a predicted model, not a curated record